CAUUCCUCUCCCUCUUACUCUCACUUGCGAAUAACGUACCUCACUAUGUGUGAUUACACUCAAGUUGAAUUUCGAUGCGGGCAUGUGCGUUACAAGGUUCGAGCGUGGUGUACCAAUUAUGAGGAAACUCACAAGCGCUGUCCUCCUUCAGUUGUUGCAAUUGAAUUCAGACUGGACCAAAGAUGUGGUGAUAUUCGUCCACCAGCCAUAAAUCCCAUUUGGAUGGCCCAUCAAACGAGUAAUUCCAGUAUCCAGAUACGAGGAGUGGGGAAAGGGAGCGCGGGAGGUUGUCCGUGAACAGGGAGGCAAUCGUAAGAGCAGCAUCGGGAG
Molecule: messenger RNA, 330 nt
Organism: Mollisia scopiformis
Lineage: Eukaryota; Fungi; Ascomycota; Leotiomycetes; Helotiales; Mollisiaceae
Exons: 2
Coding region: 46-297 (83 amino acids)
Source: RefSeq, a predicted model, not a curated record